Molecule: messenger RNA, 3000 nt
Organism: Acipenser ruthenus (sterlet)
Lineage: Eukaryota; Metazoa; Chordata; Actinopteri; Acipenseriformes; Acipenseridae
Product: gastrula zinc finger protein XlCGF57.1-like
Exons: 3
Coding region: 450-2165 (571 amino acids)
Biological process (GO): regulation of DNA-templated transcription
Molecular function (GO): RNA polymerase II cis-regulatory region sequence-specific DNA binding; DNA-binding transcription factor activity, RNA polymerase II-specific
Source: RefSeq, a predicted model, not a curated record
AAACAUUUUUAAAAACGCGUAACCGCUCGAGCCCUCCGCGCUGCGCGGGAGCGUUUGCGUUCGCGCGCGCCGCCACCUUGUAAACAAAACAAAACUUUUUUUGGGGGGGGGGGGCAGUUUCAGCGUACCAGUGAUUCCGUUCACAUCGAGUGGACAAAAAUGCGGACUAGAAAACACUAUAAUAUAUAAUAUAGUCUAUAUAUCGGUAUAACUGAAUCCUGGCUGCAGCGCAGCAGACACACGAGCCCGGGAAUUGGUUUCACUGAAGUCAGACCGAUGAUAUGGGGACUAACCUACAGAUCCGGACAAAGCUCAAAGAGCCAGCUGCCCAACGUUUCGAUAUGUUGUACAUAUCUUUCUCAAGGGAGCCUGUGUUUUAAUCAAAACAUUGGAGGAAAUCUUUUCAGAAAACAAAACUGGAUUAUCCUUGUGAAAGAGAAGAAUUAAAGAUGGAGCCUGUCCAUAUUAAAGAGGAGGGUCCUGCACUGGAAUCAGUCCAUAUUAAAGAGGAGAGUCCUGCACUAGAAUCAGUCCAUAUUAAAGAGGAGAGUCCUGCACUGGAAUCAGUCCAUAUUAAAGAGGAGAGUCCUGUACUAGAAUCAGUCCAUAUUAAAGAGGAGAGUCCUGCACUAGAAUCAGUCCAUAUUAAAGAGGAGAGUUCUGCACUAGAAUCAAUCCAUAUUAAAGAGGAGAGUCCUGUACUAGAAUCAGUCCAUAUUAAAGAGGAGAGUCCUGUACUAGAAUCAGUCCAUAUUAAAGAGGAGAGUCCUGUACUAGAAUCAGUCCAUAUUAAAGAGGAGAGUCCUGCACUAGAAUCAGUCCAUAUUAAAGAGGAGAGUCCUGUACUAGAAUCAGUCCAUAUUAAAGAGGAGAGUCCUGCACUAGAAUCAGUCCAUAUUAAAGAGGAGAGUCCUGUACUGGAAUCAGUCCAUAUUAAAGAGGAGAGUCCUGUAUUAGAAUCAGUCCAUAUUAAAGAGGAGAGUCCUGAACUAGAAUCAGUCCAUAUUAAAAGGGUUAUUCUCAAUUCUAAACCCUUAAGCAGCUUGCAGGGCUUUCUUCACUGUACUGGAUGUGGGGAGAGUUUUAAUCCUGAAGGAAACCUUGAAACAUCUCCUGGAAAGACUCUGCGUCGCUGUGCUGGAUGUGUGAAGACUUUCAGGGAGUCAGGAAUCCUGAACGGACAGCAGCAAACAGGCACUGGAAAGACUCCAUAUAACUGUCAUGAAUGUGGGGCGGAUUUCAGACACCACAGCACCGUGAAACACCACCUGCGAGUUCUGAAGGUACAGCUGGGUUAUCCUUGUGAAAGGCAGGAUUCAGAGAUAGAGCCUGUCCACAUUAAAGAGGAGCUUCCUGAACUAGACCCUGUCCAUGUUGAAGAGGAGGGUAACCAUUUUAAAACAAGCAGCUUGCAGGAGACUCUGUCCUGUACAGAAUGUGGAAAGAGUUUCAGUCAGUUACAAAAUCUGAGACGUCACCAGCGAUUCCACACUGGAGAGAAACGACAUGUCUGUGCUGACUGUAGGAAGAGUUUCAGUCGUUCAGACCAUUUGAAAACACACCAGAGAAUUCACACAGGAGGUAAACCAUAUGUCUGUGCUGACUGUGGGAAAAGUUUCAGUCAGUCAAGCCAUUUGAAAACACACCAGAGAAUUCACACAGGAGAUAAACCGUAUCUGUGUAGUAAAUGUGGGAAGAGUUUCAGAUGGUUACAAAACUUGAAAUUUCACCAACGACUCCAUACUGGAGAGAAACCAUAUGUCUGUGUUUACUGUGGGAAGAGUUUCACGAUGUCUGGCCAUUUGAAAACACAUCAGAGAAUUCACACAGGAGAGAAUCUGUAUCUCUGUGCUGACUGUGGGAAAAGUUUCAGUCAGUCCAGCCAUUUGAAAAGUCACCAGAGAAUUCACACAGGAGAGCAACCGUAUCUGUGUAGUAAAUGUGGGAAGAGUUUCAGACAGUUACAAAACUUGAAAUUUCACCAACGACUCCAUACUGGAGAGAAACCAUAUGUCUGUGUUUACUGUGGGAAGAGUUUCAGUCAGUCAGGCAACUUGAAAAUCCACGAGCGAUUCCACACAGGAAAGAAUCCUUAUCAGUGCACUCACUGUGGGAAGUCUUUCAAUGCUUCCGGUUCUCUUAAAAGACACAAAUGCAAGUUGUGAAAGUUUAGGCAGAAUGUGAGUGUGUGUUCAUUCACCCAUAUUCAGAAAUUCCAGUCUUUUUAAACAGCAGCUUAAUAUAAAAACUGUGAGAACUCUGGUGAAUGUCUACAGAUGAUACAGAUUUAUCAAUAUUAAACACAGUGCUCUGAAGCCGUUACAUUAUAAAGUACAUUCUUAGCAUGCAAUCCGUUGAAUAUACAGACACCUCGGAGCGUUGUGUGAUACGAGGCAAAGCCGAGUGCCUCCAACCCCUGAGAAGUCUGUAUAUUCAACGUAUACGCCGUGGGAGAAAGUCAUAGUUGUAAUUGAAUGUACUUUAUAAAAUGACAUUUCAAAUCUUAAACUAUGAGCUUAAGAUGCUGUGAUGCAAGCCAGAAGUAAAAACAUUGAAUACAGAGUAACACUUUGUGAGAUUAAAAAUACAAGCGAUUCUACUCUGAACAACUGAAAGAAGAUAAGACUUUAACUGAACUGAUGCUAUUGUGUGCAUUUGAAAACAAUGUGAACGUCUGAACCAUUUAAACAUUGAUUGAGUUUAUCUACAAGUUCUGUAGCAACUCUAGAUUACAACUUCCUACUAAAUGCAAUUGAAGCUGCUUCCAAACUGAACUUUUACGUAAACAUACAGAAGUCAGCUUGCGUUUGAAAGUAUUUAUUUCAAUGUUUUAUUACUGCUAUACUUAAAAUUCUGAUACCAUGAUUUCUAAUUAAUUACUUUUGUGAGCCUUAAUAAAAUUAAUCGUUUUUAUGGGUUGAGUUUCUUUUUGCCUGUUAUGAGUACUAAAGUAAGCAUUUAUGAUUGAUGUGAGAUCCUGAAACCUGUACACUUUUAAUG